Messenger RNA from Cladophialophora carrionii CBS 160.54, 1605 nucleotides. RefSeq lists its product as uncharacterized. Gene Ontology annotation, biological process: proteolysis. The transcript has 6 exons. The record is from RefSeq and is a predicted model, not a curated record. NCBI's taxonomy places the organism in Eukaryota, Fungi, Ascomycota, Eurotiomycetes, Chaetothyriales, Herpotrichiellaceae. Gene Ontology annotation, molecular function: serine-type carboxypeptidase activity. Bases 1 to 1605 code for a protein of 534 amino acids.
AUGUGGUCUCAGAUAUGGACUGCGCCGCUGCUGGUCGCGACCUUACUCCUGGAAAGCGUCGGUGCAACGCGACAAGGCGGGAUGCUCUCAGAAGCCGUCCGACGAGAGCGUGGAAAGCGAGCGGCGGGCCCAGCAUUGAAUCCAAUGCAGACCAUAGAAACUCGUGCCGCCUCUCAUCGGUUCUACAGCAACGAUACCAAAGGAUACUUCGUCAAGUCACUGCCUGAAAUGGACUUCGACCUUGGCGAACUGUACUCGGGUGUGAUUCCAAUCGACGCGAACAACGCCUCUCGAGGAUUGUUCUUUGUGUUCCAGCCUCGUGUCGGAACCCCGGUCGAUGAGAUCACCAUCUGGCUGAACGGGGGACCUGGCUGCAGCUCCCUUGAAGGGUUUCUCCAAGAGAACGGCAAGUUUCAAUGGGCUUGGGGCCAGUUCACGCCGACCAUUAAUCACUAUUCUUGGGUCAACUUGACCAACGUCCUAUGGGUUGAAUAUCCUGUCGGUGUGGGGUUUUCCAUCGGGGAGUCUCGUGCCACGAUGGAAGAGGGAAUCGCUGAAGAGUUCAACGACUUCUUCCUCAAUUUCCAGACCAUAUUCGGUAUUUCCAAUUUCAAGAUCUACGUCACGGGAGAAAGCUACGCUGGAAGAUAUGUCCCUUAUAUCGCGUCUGGCAUGUUGGACAGGAACGAUUCCGCCCACUUCAACCUUUCUGGUGCGCUUACGUAUAAUCCUACCAUUGGGGAGUUCUCCUGGGUCCAGACUCAAGCUGUGAUAUACCCUUUGCUUCAGCAAAAUACCAACGUCAUGGGAUACAACAAGUCAUUCAUGGCUACAUUGGCGGCGCUCGACAAGUCGUGUGGCUACGCGGACUACCGGGAAACCUAUUUCAAGUUUCCGCCUGCAAAGGUCCAACCUCCCAAGUACUUCAACUCCAGCAGCGAUGCAGACUGCGAUAUAUGGCACUCUGCAUACUUCGCCGCAUACGCAACCAACCCUUGCUUCAAUCCCUACCUGAUAAGCCUGCAGUGUCCCCUUCAAGGAGAUCCUUUGGGUUUUCCCAGCGAUCUCAUCUACAGCUAUCCUGGGAUCCCGGUCUAUUUCAACCGGACGGACGUCAAGAGGGCCAUCCACGCGCCGGUCGACCGCGAAUGGUCGCUCUGCAACGGCAAUCCGUUCCUGGGUCGUGAGGGCGGACCACAAAACCUUGGCGACCUGUCGGCCGAUCCCAUUCAACAUGUCCUGCCUCGUGUGAUUGACGCAACCCAACGGGUACUCAUAUCCAACUCGGAUCUUGACUUCGAAACCCCUACCACUGGGACUCAGCUGGCGAUCCAGAACAUGACAUGGGGCGGCAAAUUGGGAUUCCAGACCAAGCCGUCCAAACCCAUCACCAUAACCGAGCCGGAUCUACAAUACGAGGCAGUCUUCACCUCUAGCGGCUUCGACGACGUGGACGAUCCUCAGGGGACGAUGGGCGUGCAACAUUUCGAGCGAGGCUUGAUGUGGGCGCAGACGUUCUACUGCGGUCACAUGCAACCUCAGUUCCAGCCGCGGUCGUCCUACCGGCACCUGCAGUGGUUAUUGGGCCAUAUUGAGACGUUGUGA